Messenger RNA from Ficedula albicollis (Collared flycatcher), 1819 nucleotides. RefSeq names its product family with sequence similarity 8 member A1 (gene FAM8A1). The record is from RefSeq and is a predicted model, not a curated record. Bases 1 to 819 code for a protein of 272 amino acids. The transcript has 7 exons. Lineage: Eukaryota; Metazoa; Chordata; Aves; Passeriformes; Muscicapidae.
AUGGCGGAGGGUGGCAGCGCCGCCGGAGAGGAGGCAGAGCGCUCAGUGCCCUCCGGGAUGGCGGAGGGUGGCAGCGCCGCCGGAGAGGAGGCAGCCAAACACAAUGCCAGCGCCAACGCCGCGUCCUCACCGUCGCCGUGCUCGCCUCCGGGGGGCGGCGGGACGAAGCCGCUGAGCGCGGCGGAAUACGCGCGGCGCGUCCACCAGUGGCUGUGGGACUCGUACUGCGGGUACCUGGGCUGGCAGGGCUGCGCACCCGCCUUCCUCCCGGACACGGGGCGGCCGGCGGGUCGGGAGUUCCUUAUCCCUUCACUGGCACACAGGUUCAUAGCAGAGAUGGUGGAUUUUUUUAUUCUGUUCUUUAUAAAGGCAACCAUCAUUUUAAGUAUUAUGCACCUCAGUGGAAUAAAGGACAUCUCUAAAUUUGCCAUGCAUUACAUCAUAGAAGAAAUAGAUGAAGAUACGUCCAUGGAAGAUUUGCAGAAAAUGAUGAUAGUAGCUCUCAUCUACAGGUUAUUAGUCUGCUUUUAUGAGAUAAUCUGUAUUUGGGGAGCAGGUGGAGCAACCCCAGGGAAAUUCUUGCUUGGACUGCGAGUUGUGACGUGUGAAACAUCUGUACUGAUUGCACCAAGCCGUGUGUUAGUCAUUCCAUCUUCUAAUGUCAGUAUGACAACGUCCACAGUACGAGCUUUGAUCAAGAAUUUUUCUAUUGCAUCAUUUUUUCCUGCAUUCAUUACACUGCUGUUUUUCCAGCAUAACAGAACAGCCUACGAUAUUGUAGCAGGAACUAUUGUGGUGAGAAGAAAUGGAGUCAGAUGAUACCAAAAAAGGAGAUUUCGGGACUGAUUCUGAACAUCCCCUCCAAACCCCAGUGAAUUAAAGACCUACCCCAGAACUGAAAUUGAGGUGUCUGUUGGAAUCUUUUUGCCCUAAUUAAAUAGGAACUGAUUCAGAAGCUAAAGAAAAUGUAAGAUUCCUGUAUGAUGCCAGCAACUACCUUCAAAGCAUUGGAGUUUUCAUAGACGCCAAAGAAGCUUGGGAGAGAAAAUACGUAUUAAUUCCAGGAGUAUUAAUUAACCUCUGACUGAUGAGACAAAAACUUUAACUGCAAAAAGGAGCUGUUCUGUGUGUCAGUCUGUGGAAAGCAGAUCCCUAGGAAUAUGCCACCUUAAAAGAAACGUUGCUCCUGCAGUUUUGAAUGUUGGCAGGUAACUAGAAAAUGAAGUUCUUUUCCAGACAUUUGCCUGUCAAAGGAUAAGGGGAAAGAGACCUGCAGUAUUAGACAGCAAAGCAAAUGAUGUUAAUUAAAUUGCCUGUAUACAGAGAGAUCAGCAGAAGUUAUCAGCAUCUUUAUUACUGCUUCACAGAUCAUAUUUCCUCACCUUUUAAGUAUUUUCUCACAACAUUGAUGUGAAAAGUUUUUUUUUGCAUGAUUGUCUCAAGCAUUGUCACUUACUUCACUUGUCCAAGCUAAUGAAGAAGUGAAACAAUAGCUGCUUUUCCUCUGGGAAGGGUAUGUUACACUGCAGUGUUAGUGAUCUGGUGUGUGUAAAUAAUUCUGGAGCCAUCAACAGUACAGACUAAUGAAAGGUAACAUUUUGCUUCUGUUUGGAGUGAAAGCACAUGUCUAUUUCUUGCGUAUAAUGCAGAGCAGAAGUGAAUGUGUUUCAGGAGCACGCAAAAAACAUUAACUGAAAUGUGUUAUGGGUGUAAAUCUGCAGAAGUAUAAAUACUGGUUAUUUUCACUUUAUCAUUCUGGUUAAUUGUUUGUAUAUUCAGAUUAACUUAAAUACUGAAUAAAGAAACCUAAUAUUUUGCA